This is a messenger RNA of Centruroides sculpturatus (bark scorpion), 3722 nucleotides long. RefSeq names its product eukaryotic translation initiation factor 4 gamma 3-like. Gene Ontology annotation, cellular component: eukaryotic translation initiation factor 4F complex. The transcript has 20 exons. NCBI's taxonomy places the organism in Eukaryota, Metazoa, Arthropoda, Arachnida, Scorpiones, Buthidae. The coding region runs from base 65 to 2695 and encodes 876 amino acids. Gene Ontology annotation, molecular function: protein binding; mRNA binding; translation initiation factor activity. The record is from RefSeq and is a predicted model, not a curated record.
UAAAACUUUUAUUAUAUUUUAGGCAAUUCAACAUAAAUUACCUGACAUAAAUCGAUCACCUUUAAUGCCUCUUCAUGCAAGAAAUCAUCCAGAUCCUUUUAUUCCAAAUUAUGCAACUAGAACUGGAAUUUCUAGAUUGCCAUCUGGUGCUCUCAAUCGACGACAAAGUCAACCUUGUCGAGAUAAUAGACCUAAAAAAAUAAUUAAUAUAUCUAACUCUCUGUCACAAGAUGUUAAGCUUCAUGAAUGUGAAAAAGCAUGGAAGCCAUCACACAAAAAAGUACUUUCUGAAGGAGAGGAUUAUAAAACUCAGGAAUUAUUGAAGAAAAUUAGAGGAAUAUUGAAUAAGUUAACGCCUCAGAAGUUUCAUUCAUUAAUUGAACAGGUGAAAUCUUUAUCAAUCAAUACUGAAGAAAAAUUGAAAGGAGUCAUUGAUUUGAUAUUUGAAAAAGCAAUAGAUGAACCUAAUUUUAGUGUUUCAUAUGCAAACAUGUGCAAACAUCUUGCUUUGGUGAAAGUACCUUUAGCAGGACAAGAGGGACAAGUUAAUUUUCGAAAAUUAUUAUUAACUAAAUGUCAGAGGGAGUUUGAGAAAGAUGUAAAUGAUGAAGUGAAAAGAGAAGAACGAUUAAAAGAAAUUGAUAAUGCUGAAACAGAUGAGAAAAAAAGACAGUUACAAGAAGAAUUAGAAGAAGAAGAAAGAACAGCAAGGAGAAGAUCACUAGGCAAUAUCAGGUUUAUUGGUGAAUUAUUCAAAUUAAAUAUGCUAACAUCACCAAUUAUGCAUGAUUGCAUUAAGAAAUUGUUACAUAAUCAAGGAGAUGAGGAUUCUCUAGAGUGUCUAUGUAGAUUAUUAACAACAAUAGGAAAAGAAUUAGAUCAAGAGAAGAGUAAAAUAAACAGAGAAUGGAUGGAUUCCUAUUUUGAAUCCAUGCAAAAAAUUGUUAAUGAAAGAAGAACAAAUUCUAGAGUGAGAUUUAUGUUACAAGAUGUUAUUGAACUAAGGAAGAGAAAUUGGGUUCCAAGACGUGAUGAAAAUAAUCCAAAAACUAUAGAUCAGAUUCAUCGUGAAGCGGAAAAAGAAGCACAAGAACAACAGUUAUUACUGCAGCAUGCUGCACCACCAAAAAGAUCUGAUGAUAGGGAAAGAAGGAAAAGUAGAACUGGUAAUCCUUAUUCAGAAGAAUGGACUCCUGUAAACAAACAAAGUCGGAACUUUGUUGAUCCUAGUAAAAUAAAAAUAACGAAGUUAUCUACAGAGGUAGAAAAUCUACAGUUUGGUCCAGGAGGAAGAGGAUUUUCUAAUUGGGGAAGAGGAAGUAGUGGUGGAAAUAAAUUACCCUCUCAAGAAUCUGAAACAAAGUCUACUGGUACAAAUAGGCCAUCGGCAUCUAACAGAGAUUCCAGCAGAGGUCGAGGAAAUCAAUAUUCAUCAACUUCCAUAAGACAGACACCAUCUCCCACUUCAUUUAAAGAGCGUGAACAAGUUCUUGCUGCAGUAAAAGACAUAACUAAGGUAUCAACAUCAGAAGAAAGACAAACUACUAUUCAAGAAAAUAAUCAACCAAAAGAAGUAAAUGAUCAAGGAUUAUUAUUAACAGGUGAUGAUAUUUCUAUGGAGGAAAUGGAAAAUAAAACAAAACCUCUAAUAGAUGAAUUUUUACAUAUUGGUGAUUUUAAGGAGGCAACACAAUGUGUAUUGGAAAUUGCUUCAGAAAAUUCUGUUCAUCAUUUUAUUAUGGCUGCUGUUAAUCAAGUUCUAGAGCGUUCAAAUCAGGCUCGUAAUAUGGUUGGCCAGCUGCUUCAAGAUUUAGUCAGCAAGAAGAUAAUUACAAUUGAUCAAUAUAUAAAAGGGUUUAUGCCAAUAUUAGAAAUGGCAGAAGAUUCAGCAAUUGAUAUCCCUAGGUUUUGGGAGUAUCUUGGGGAAAUGAUUGCUCCAAUGAUACAAGAUGGUACUGUACCUUUAACUUUUCUUAAGAAAAUAGCUGCUCCUUGCAUUGUUUCGGGAACUGCUGGAAAACUAGUUGCUAACAUUCUUCAAGCUGCAGCUAAAAAACUGGGAAGUAAAGUUGGAGAAUUAUGGCGUGCAGCUGGUCUGCAAUGGACAGAUUUUCUUGGUCCCAAUGAAGAUGUCAAAAAAUUUAUUCAAGAUAAUAAAUUAGAAUUUACAGUACAGACAGAACCCGAACCUACAUCUGUUCUUUCAAUUAGUGAAAUUAAAGGAGAAUUAGAUUUUUUACUUCAGAAAAAAUGUGUAAACAAUGAGCAGAUAUUUGAUUGGAUUGAAGCGAAUGUAGGAGGAAAAAGGAUGAAAGAACCUCAGUUUGUUCGAGCAUUAGUAACAUCAGUAAUGGAAAAUGCUAUUGAUGGUCGUAACAAAUUAAUAGAAGAUAAAGUUCAUGAAAGAGUGGAUCUUCUUAAUCGAUAUUUAGAUCAUAAAGAGCAUCUUGAGCUUCAAGCUGUGUAUGCUUUACAAGCUCUAAUGAAUCAAUUAUCUCAUCCUAAAGAUGUUUUAAGGAUUAUGUUUGAUCUGCUGUAUGAUGAAGAACUAAUAUCAGAAGAUGCUUUCACACAGUGGGAACAGAGUACUGAUCCAGCUGAACAAGAAGGCAAAGGCGUAGCAUUAAAAUCUGUAUCUUCUUUCUUUUCUUGGUUAAAACAAGCAGAUGGAGAAGAUUUUUCAGAAGAGAACUGACUGAUUAGGAAAAUUAGAAAUAAGAAAACUGCAGUGCACACAGCAAAGAGGGAGAAUGUGGAUUUAUUGUGUUUUAACAAUUUUACUCAUUUAUCCUUGUUAAAAGUAUUGCUCACAGAGAUCACAUUCUAGUACUUUGCAAUGUGUAGUGCUAUUAUUCCUUUAUUCCAUUUUAUCUGUUAGUUAUUAUAAACAGAAGAAAUGGAAAUUUUUUCACUUCAGACCAGAUAGGUCAUGUAUACCUACAAUUUUUUUGACAAAGGGGGGUUGUUAUGUUAUGGGUCAAGCCCCUAAAUUUUUUUACCCAAAACUUGUAUUGUUGCUAUGAUAUUCUUUAUAUAUAUACAUAUACAUAAGUAAAUAAAUAAUUAUAUAUAUAUAUAUAUAAAUAUAUCACCUUUAUGUUCUUUCUGCAAGAACAUUCCUGUUUGUCUUAGUAUUCACUUUGAAUGUAUUUUGUCUCAUGAAGGAGAGACCUUUGAUGCUUCCUUGUCAGACAUGCUUGUGUUUAUAGAUUCAAACAGAUGUUCAGCAGGAAGUGCAAUUUUGCGUGAGUAAAAUUUAGAACAUAUUUAUAUUUCUUCUCUUCAUGACCAGGAAGAAAGAAACAAUGUUGGAAAUGAAUUUCUUGCCUGUGAGAAUAAAUAUUCAAAGAAAAAAUAAAACAGUUAUAUACAUUCUGUUGUAAAUUGAAAGUUAGGUAGUUAUUUAAUUCUGAUGUGUAAAUUAUUGCAAGCAUUGUCCAGUUUCCAUAUAAAAAAAUGUUUAUAAAUUUACGCAUCUAACUGGGCAGCAGUUAUUAUUAUGCCUGAGACGGUCUGUUAUGCAACUGUACUCUUUGUGACCACUUGGAGUUAUAUUCAUUAAAAGGAGACUGAACUGCAUUAUUUUUAAUACCUGCCAUCUUCUCAGUUCUCCAUCUAAUCUUUAAAAUGACUGUGGAAACCGACUUACCUGUCGGAGAGGGUCACAAGCGUGUAAUAGAUGUAAAAUGUGUACUCCUCUUGUACAUAAGGGAAAAAUAAAA